CGUCACCGGGAUGACGUUGUUAGAUCGCGGCAAAGAACGAGCGAGAAAUCAAGCCGUUCGCAGUGGGUAACGCGAAAGCGUUCAGAGUAUACUGUGCGUCAGAGAUUCUUUCUCGCCUUUCUACAGAAUUAUCAGUUCGUCUCGUGAGAGCAUUAUAAUUUUACCACAUUUUCUAUAAACUUACGAAAUUAUGAUCACGAAUACAGUUAUUUCGUUAAAUACUAACACGUACGUGUUGACACAUGUGUGUAUUAACGAACGGAAUGUGAAAAAAUGCACGUACCACAAAGAGGCGUCGGAAGACAUUUUUGAGAGUUCGAAGAUACGAGGGAAUUCAUCGAUACGGGAAAUCAAAGAGGAAUGAAAAAAGGCGAUGGAAGACUCGGUCCUUGGUAAUUUGGGCUCGCGAAUAUUUAAUCGAGGAAUCGGUGUCGAAUUGCGAGGGAUUUAAAGCGAAGCGGAGAACGAGCAGAGACGAAAAACGGAAGGAUAACGAAAGACUCGGACAAUCGACGGAGACGAGGGUCCAUGGAACGAUCGCUGACGGGUGCAGAGGCUGAAAGAAUCUUGCGUCAUAGGAGCUCGAACGUAAUUAUGAAAAAUGAGGAUCGAGGGAUAGUCGCGAAUCCGAAAAAUCAGAGCGUGCCGGAGAGCACAAGCUGCGGUAGGGCGGAAACUAGAAUUGGGACGAUCUCGAGGCUCUUAUUGUCGGGUGGUGAGCCACGAGCCAGUUGCCUGAAGGCAAUCUAGGAUGGGCUGCAGAUCGGCAGCUAACGAGAGGGUGGCCAGGGAAGGGUGCAGCUUUCGUCAGCGAGGCAAAAAAGCAGACUCGACGAUAUUAACGAACGCGAUAAAAAGCAGAAGCAAAACGAGGACGAUCUUGCCGAGCGGUCUGCUCGAUCUCGACUUCAUCGUUCUGAAGAUAUUAACGCCGAUCGAAGCGUUUCUGCGGGUCGCUGAGGUCGGCCGGAUCAGCGAGAGCCUCGCGGAAGAAGAAGAAGAAGAAGAAGAAGGUGGAGAGGAGGAGCCGGAGGAGGCGGUGAGCCGCGAGGGGAACGGAGGAACGAGAAACUUCGGUGACAGUGAAUUAGUUGUGAGAAAAAAGCCGCGAAAGAAUCGCCCGGGGAAGAGGGAUUUUCUGAGAAGCAUUAAAAUAAGUGGAAGAAACGAAAAGAAUAAGGAACGAAAAGGAAGCCCCGAGAGGUGGUCGUUCGGUGAAAACGACGUGGAGACGACGUCAGGAAGAUAGCCUAGCCCGGGAGAUAAUGCAGAGGCUGCGUUCGACCUUCAAGAGGUCGCGGACGCCGACUGGUGCGGAAAUGAAGUCGCAAUCGAGCCUCGAAGUGCCAAAGCAAGUGCGUUCAGCCUCCUUCGACGAGAUUCAACUCGAGGCGAAGCGUCACGACGUCAAAGAUUUGCAGACGCAGAAUCGUGAUGCGAGAUCGUCGGCGUGUACGACGAGGACGACCUCGUCCUCGUCGUCCUCGUGUUCGCCAGGGCGAUCGUCCCAGCACGAGGUCAAAUCCCGUAUGCCGAGCACGCUGCGCGUCCCGCAAUUGCAAAGUGGCCAAAGAUCCAAGAGUUUUGACGUUUGCGAGAGGAACGUUUUGCUCGGCACGGGCCUGAGCGCGACGAGCCAAAAGCGUCAAGCGCAACUGUCCUCGAUGGGUCGCUCCACCGGAUUCUCGACUCGCGGUAAAUUCGAGCGGGAGACCCCGCUCAUUCAAUUGUCAGGGUGUUAUCAUUGCGCCUGUGUCGAAGAGUACAAAAAUCUAUAUCUGAGAACGCAGGAUGACGACGAGGACGAGGAGGAGGACAACGAUAACGAGGACGAGGACCGCGAGGACGAGAACGACGGUAAGAUCGAUGCGAACGAUUACGCCGGGUACAAAUACGACGUUGCUUCCGGCGGACGAAACGAAGAUGAUUUUGCCGACGAGGAUGACGACGAGGAGUACGAGGACGAGCUUGAUCUCGGUGACGUUGUCUCCCGUCAAGCCUCCGGGCACGAGGACGAGACCGAAAUGCCCGAGAUGUCAGCCCGCAACUGGUCUCCCUCGACCGACGAGGACGACAAUAAGAAACGAGGCGGUGGCAGUCCCGAGAUAAGGGUAACUCUGACCACCAACAGUUACCAAUCUUACGAUAAAUCGAACCUCGAAUUCGAUACCGGUAGUUCGGACGGCACCGAGGUCAGGCAAUACGACUUCGUUUCCUGUGACAGACAACAGAGAAGAAGAUCCGUCGCCUCGCCGAGGCUUUCGCGUCAGGAGGCACUGACCUCGUUCCCUCCCGAACUACCAGCGAUCCGUGGUCUCAUCGAGGAUGAAGACCUCCAACGGAUUAACGAUUACGAGGACGAUGCUGCCUCCUCCAGGUCGCGCAACAGCUCCCUCAACUCGCCACCCGAUCGUCCCUCCCGCAACACUCAUCUCGAUCAUCUCGACGACAACAAAACGAGGCUCGUCGUUCGUGAUAUUUUUCUGACCGUUCCCGAGCUCAAACGCGACCGUGCAGCUUCCGUUGACUCUUGCUUCAACAAUAAUAAAAACGGUAAGAACCCCGGGGGCAUCGGGGUCCCCGGUGAUUCCGACUCUCUCAACGUACCGCAACAAAACGUCAGAUCGAAAAGCGUCGACAUUGUUCUACCCACCGAAGCACAAACCAGAUAUACCGCCCUUCUACCCCCCAACGAAACACGUCCUUCCAGAGGACGUCAAGAGGGGGGCGGCUCGAGCGGAGGGCAUCGCGAGCCUCGGUCGACCCCUGAUUGGGGAAAUGAUGCACUCAACGGCGAACAUCUCUGGGUGCCCACUGCGGCUUCCGGCGACUUUUGUUACAUGAACGAUUGCUCGAAACACGGUCCACGAGUGAAAUGCGCGGCUUGUCGUGUCGUGGCACAUCUGUUAUGCGCCGGGAGCUUGAGCUUCGAGUGCAAACCGAGCUUCCGGGACGUGGGUGUCCGUCAAUAUCGGGAACAAACAUCGACCCACCAUCACUGGGUCCACCGAAGAUCGCAGAAGGGUAAAUGCGCCAACUGCGGCAAAGCUUUUCAAUCGAAGCUGAGCUUCAGCUCGAAGGAAAUAGUCGCGGUGAGCUGCAGCUGGUGCAAAGCCGCUUAUCACAACAAGGAGGCCUGUUUCAACGUCCAAAAAAUCGGGGAAAAUUGCGAGCUCGGAUCCCACGCUUCCAUCAUAGUGCCACCAUCCUGGAUCGUCAAGUUACCACGCAAAGGAAGCUUCAAAAGCAGCCUGAGAAAAUCACCGAGGAAGAAAAAAUCCGGCGGCGGCUCGGGCGCCUCCAGUCGACGGAAGAGCAAGGAAAAAGACAAGGACAAGGACGACAAGGAUCAGGGAAAAAUGUGGAUCGUCAAACCCAUUCCAUCCAUUAACGUCAGGCCCGUUAUAGUCUUCAUUAAUCCAAAGUCCGGCGGCAAUCAAGGCGCCAAGUUAUUACAAAAAUUUCAGUGGCACUUAAACCCGAGACAGGUCUUCGAUCUCACUCAAGGUGGACCAAAAAUGGGAUUGGAGCUGUUCAAGAAGGUUCCGAAUCUGCGAGUCCUGGCUUGUGGCGGCGAUGGCACAGUCGGUUGGGUGUUGUCGAUACUCGAUCAGAUCGGUGCGAAUCCUCCGCCAGCGGUCGGAGUUUUGCCGCUGGGAACGGGCAACGAUUUGGCGAGAGCACUCGGCUGGGGUGGCGGCUACACGGACGAGCCAAUCGGCAAGAUCCUUUCGAACAUGGGAGAGAGCGAAACGACUCUUCUUGACAGAUGGCAAUUGACUGUCGAGCGUAAUCAAAACGCGAACGACGACGACGGCGGCAAGGGCAAAGAGAGCUUGCCCUUGAACGUCGUCAACAAUUAUUUCUCAUUGGGGGUCGAUGCCCACAUCGCUCUAGAGUUCCACGAGGCUCGAGAGGCUCAUCCCGAGAAAUUCAAUUCUCGGCUUCGAAACAAAAUGUUUUAUGGCCAAAUGGGAGGCAAAGAUCUCGUGAUACGAAAGUGGAAAGACCUCUCGGAAUUCGUGACCCUCGAGUGCGACGGACAAGAUAUGACACCGAAACUGAAGGAGCACCGGGUACACGCGAUCGUAUUUCUAAAUAUAGCUUCCUACGGGGGUGGAACUCAUCCUUGGGGUGCUACGAGCGGGACGAAAGAGCCAUCCACCGAGGACGGCCUCAUUGAGGUCGUCGGACUGACGACUUUCCAGCUUCCGCUGCUCCAAGCCGGUGGCCAUGGCACUUGCAUCGCUCAGUGUAGCAAAGCUAAACUAAUUACGACGCGAACCAUUCCCAUGCAGGUCGACGGCGAAGCGUGUCGGCUCCUGCCAUCCAUAAUAGAAAUGAGUUUACUCAACAAAGCAACGAUGCUCGCGAAAAGGCGAAGCUCCAGCAAGCCCCAACAAAACACCGGCGUCAAGCUCGAGAGCCUCAAGCUUCCAGUCAUGAGGAUCAAAAUGUCCGACUACGAGGCCUUCCAUUCGGAUAAAGAUCGAUUGAAACGGGUUGCGGUAUCGUGCCUCGCCGAACCUCUCGACAUCGACGCUACCACAGACCUCGAAGCUCUUAGAAAAAUCCUGUCGAAGGACCAGCCUAUGGAUGCGUGCUGCUUUCUCGAUUCCUGCACAGCCGAACGAUUCUUCAGGAUAGACAGAGCCCAGGAGCAGCUGCACUACGUUACCGACGUCGCUGUCGAGGCGGUGUACAUCCUCGACGAGAAUCUAGGCGGCCAGAUGUCCAACGAGUCCGACGGUGGAAGGAACAGUCAUCCGGAGCCCGAGACUGCCCAGGCCUCGCCGAGCGAAGAACGAUCGGAUCGAAUGAUGACGAUGAGGGAGGAAAAGCCUGUAUCGAAUGAGCGACCCCGCGAUAGUCCGCACGUUUCUAGACAAGCUUCGGAAAGACCCGAAGACAAGCCAUCGGUCCCCGCAGAUAAGCCACCACCAAUGUCUGGACACAGCUCCAUCACAAAAUCGGAUUCUCGGCCUAAAAAGUCAGUCGAAUUGCCACCCGAGGUAUCCUACGUGAAAAACGACGACAACGCCGAACCAAUGUCCAACAAAUUAUUAGCCAAACAAACCUCAUCCAAGGCCUUCAGUGCUACGACCGCUGGACAGUCGCAGCAUCAAAAUUCUUCCACAUUUAUCAGUCCUCGGGACCGAUUGUUUGGCCUCAGUUCCGAAGUACAUAGCUUCAGUAGCGGCCUUCUUGAAAAAACAUGCGACGGAAUUCUUAGAGCAGCCAAAAUAGGAGACCUCAAAGCUCUACGAGAGCUCCACGAGCGAGGUUUUUCCCUACUGUCGAUUGACGCGAACGGCCAAACUGCUCUUCACGUCGCAGCCAGACACGGUCACAAGGACAUCGUCAGAUACCUCAUCGCGUGCGCUCCACCGACCAUUCUCAACAUGGUUGACAAUGACAAAGGGCAAACCGCAUUGCACAAGGCGGCACAGCAAAAAAGACGCUCGAUAUGCUGUAUGUUGGUCGCCGGUGGGGCGACACUCACGGUGCGCGACCGCUACGGCAAUACGCCUCGAGAGCUCGCGCUCGCUGCCGAGGAUCGUGACCUCGCCGCUUAUCUUCAUAUCGUUGAAAAUUCUUUUCUAGGUCAGGAACAAUUCCAAUUGGUGACCGAAGACAUGGACAACGGUCCAUGACCUCUAGGGCUCUGCGGUAGAGCUUAAACACUCCUGAUAAAGUACUCGCGAAGAUGAUCGAUUUGUUUUUGAACGUCGGUCGAUGAAUAUUCUGCAGAAUUCAAGAAAAAAACAUUGAAAUUCUUGGGAAAUUGUGUUUUUUGAAAACCCCUCGAAUUAUGUGAGGCUCUCACUUUAUUCUCACGUGGAGAACCAAUCGCGUCAAUCACUGUUUCACGAUAUCCUUCGAUUUUUAGAUACAACGUUGUUUAUUUAUAUUUUUAGAAUUAAGCCAAUCCGUCGGGUUUACUUUUCAAACCUAGGAUUUCUAAUGUGAGGUCCAACCUCACGACUCUCAGUUGCCUAACAUUUUUCGUAGUUUUCGUAACUGUUCUUUUUUUCCAGAAAUCACGCCUCAAUUUUUUCGUGGCGUGAGUUUCAUACGUAUUGUCUCUUGAGAACGAAAAGAAGCAAAGAAAAAAAAACGAAAAAAAAAAAAUAUAUUAUAUAUAUAAAAACACAAACGAUAACGUUUGAAAAAGUGAUCGAGGCUCACCGGCUGAGCUCGAUUAUCUUUCACGAUGAUUUUCCAAUCCUGCGCAUGUUGUUUUUCAACGACUCAACAAUCUUCUCCGUGAAAACUGCCAUUUUUCUUGCCACCGUUGAAUUUUAAUAGAUUUUUUUAUUCGUAGAAUUUCUAACUUUCACGAAUGUUCAAGUGAACUUGAGUUUUUUUCUACUCGUAUAUUUUCUAUGUCUAUAUUUGUAAGCAAAAAGAUUAGUUUCCAUUUUUCGAAGCCGAGCACCUCGCAGGGAAUAUUUUUAUCGCUAUUUUUUUCCAUUUCAAGUACAAAAACGAUAAGAAGAAUAAAAAAUUCCGAAUCAAAUUACUUCACACAUUGUGAGAAAAAUGGCCGAAUUGGCGGAGAAUUUAUUUAUUACCAUGUAUAUAUCAUAAAUAUAACUUAGGUACUAAAGGGAGCGACGUUCUCGUGACACAGACGACGCAAAUAUAGUAACGAAGAAAAAAAAUAAAGAUCAGAGAUUUUGAAGUGUAACGCAAAGAGGUGUGAUGAAAGCAGAUUGAGACUUUGCGGCUAAAAUUUACAAAAAAGUAACGAGAUUCACAGUUAAGAGAAAGUAUUUUAAUGAAUCGAUGACAGCGGGCACUUCCGUCGUGGCUGUCAUGUUUUUUCAAUUAAAAAAAGUCAUUUAUAUACUAACGGAGACUAUCAUUUAACUUAAAGUUUAACUCCAAUUUCACUACAUUUCGUCUUCCAUUCGGCCUUCGAUGGAGACAUUCGACAAAAACGAGGGAAAGAAGAAGACACUUUAUUCGUAAAUUCUUCGCCGGGCGACCAGAGGUCAAAUCGUUGCGAACAUGUAUAACGAAGAUCUAAUUGAAUCUCUGCUAAAAAAUCUUAGGUAUUAUGCCACUUGAAUGAAUAACGUGGGAAUUCAAUUGCAAGGGUCUAGGUGAAAAGAUAUCGAUGAUUAAAAGGCCGAGGAACGAAGAAAUGAAAAAGAAAAAUGAAUCGGUUGGGGACUUUGGGAAAGACAGGAAACGAAAAAAUAUGAUAAUCGGUACCAAAAUGAAAAAAAAGGGGAUCAAUGUACGAACACCAAUUAGUUCUUAGAGGCGGUCUAUUGCUACUGUAUUAUACUGUUACUGAAAAAAAAAAAACAAAACUAAUGAAAUAAUUUAUCUCCGAUCUCUCGACUAUAUCGUGUAUUUCAAUCGUUCGGUGAGAUCAUUUCGAGAGGAUUAUUAAAAGAAACGAGGAAACGUGUUGAAAAAAACAACUAUAAUAAUGGUCCCACGUAUGUAAAUACGAAUUUAGACAAAUUUCGUGUGUAUUUAUAAGUAUUAUCGCAGCGCGUUUAAUUCAUCAUUUUACAAUUGUCAAAUUUGCGUUAUUUCAGAUAUUUUGUUGAUCGUUUUUUCGUUCGUAAAAUUGAUACGAGUUAUUCGGCGUGAGUAGUGUUGAUAAUCGUAUACUUAUUGAACAAACAGAGUAACAAAAUAAGCAAAAAAAAAAUCUUCGCCUCGUACGUAUAUGAGUGGCAUGGUCUGGACCGUAAAAGUGUCCCAAAUUAAGAAGAAUUCUGAAUAAUGUGCAUCACGUUGUGUUUUUCCUUUGUCAUAAGGUAAUUCAACGCUCAUACGUCGUGUUUGAAACGAACCGAAACGAACCGAACGUUCUCCUUUUUUUCACCCUUUAAGGGACUUCUGUGCUCGAAACUAUUAUUACUCUUAGGUAGGCCCGGGGAAUAAUGUAGAAACAAGAAGAAAGAAGAAUAUAUAUAAAAGCUAGAGUUAUAAAUGUAUGUACACAUAAUCACGAGUGUGGAAAACUUGGCUCAAAAGUGCGUUGACUUUUGGGAAUGAGCUAAAAAAAAAAGAAUGUGAGAAUUAUUGUUAAAUUACUUGAUUAACAAGAGAGAGAGAGAGAGAGAGAGAGAGAGAGAGAGAGAGAGAGAGAGAGAGAGAGAGAAAGAGAGAGGGAGCAAGAGAAAAAGAAAGCGAGAGAGAGGGAGUAGAGUGAGAAACACACACACACGCGCGCGCGCGCGCGCACACACACACACACGAACACAGGGAUGAAGAGAUUAAAAUAACACAGUAUUGCCUUCCUCGAUGAUUUGGAUUCGGUCCGAAAAAUUUUCUUUUACGUUAGAGAGCAAUAAAAGAAUAAAAAAAAACUAUAAAAAACGUCGUAGUACGAUAAUUGUAGUAAUAUUAAUGGGAGAAAAGAAAAACGAGAAAAAUACAAUGUUGGACAAUCAUGAAUUUCGGGCCGAAUUCUUGUCACGAUUUAUUAUUCACUUAAUUUCACGAUAAUUGUCGGUUUUUUUGGACCAAUGAAUUAUGGUCGAUCAUUCGUUACCUCUUUUCCUCGCCAUACCACGGCUUCGAGGUGUUCGAAGCGCGACCAACAACAAGUGAAAAGAAAAAAAAAUACCCAAGCAAAUCCCUCGUAUUUCAGGGUACGGACCACGCAUUCGUUUAUCCACCACUUCCCUUUCUGCCCUCGAGGAGCUUUGUUUUUUGUCGAAUAUAACAUCGAAUAUAACAAACCAUCUGUUUCCCUCUUUUCGAGUGCGUAUAUAAAAACGUGAAAUUUUCCAUUUUUCGAUGAAUUUCUCAUAGAAUUACUGGCGAAAGGGUAGACUGAAGAAGAAAAAAGAACAAAAGUUCAACCCCGUCCGAGUCGCUCGAUAUUUUAUCGACUCGCUCGUCUCCUCCUACACGCGACAUUAUUUUUUAUUCACUUUUUAUUUCAUCGUUUCUUUUUUUCUCUUUCCUCGUUCCCUUGUUUCCCUUUCAAAGUCAAAUGCAAAAAAAAAAGGAAGUUGAAGAAGAGAUAGAAAACGAUUUAUGUUGCGAUCGUGAGUGGAAUAUCGCGUUGUUAUUGGAUCAAUUCUGUUGCGGAGGGUGAGACAAAAAUUCCACUCCUAUUUUUUAUUCCAUGCAAUUAUUCAUGCUUCUCCCCCCCCCCCCCCAUCCCCCCACCCCCCACCGACCUUCCGCCUUUCCUUCCGACGCCCUUCUGACCCUCGCCUCGAAUUUAUAUCCUCUGAUAUUUCGGACACUCGAAAACCACUGCUCUUAUGACGAAAAUACAAAGAAUUAGUUUAAUGAACUCGUGCGUCUAUGCGCUGAGACACGAAGAGAGCGCGUUUCGAGCCAAAUAUAUUUCUAUUUCUAUACGACUCUUUACUUAACAACACCAAAUGCGCGAAUUACGAAGUAUUUAAUGAAAAUUAAAGGCGAAUUAAAAGAAUAAUGUUAAUUAAUGAUUUUAAUGAACACGUUAAACCGUAUAGAUUGCGAACUAUGUAUGUAUUCUAAGAAAAAUAACGUGUGUAUUGUAAAAUUAAUGAGAAUUUUGGAGUGCGAGAGAAAAAGAGAAAAGAGAGGAAGAGGGAGGGAGAUAGGCCCUGUUGAUAGUAUCGUAGCCGUAAGAUUUUUUCCUGGUAAUUAAUUCAUGAAUUGAUAAUCAUAACUCAAUAAUUACGUAAUCGUUUGUUCUCGUAACUCCUGAAAUAGAAUUUUUCACGAUAUCGAUUAUAGAUAUAAUUAUGUGUUUAUUUAUUUUCGAUUGUAUUGAGAGAAGAAAUUCGAAACCGGAAAAUUGAUGAAAAAUACUAGUAUUUGCUUUCAUUCACCGAGAUAAAUCAAUUUUAAUUGGGCUUUUACGCGUUAGAAAUAUUUUUCUUAAAUGUGAAUAAACUUGUUGUUAUGGACAAUUGGGUUGAUAAAAUACGAGAGAAUUUUUUGGGUGAACAAAAAAUAUAAAUAUAUUUAUCUCUUGAAAUUUUGUCUUAAACUAAAGGAUUGUGAAGCAUCCACUCGAAUCGAAUUUAAUAUUAAUUAUUGAUAAUUCUCGUUCUACGUGGAGAUCUCUCGUCAAUGAAAUUCGUCUUUCUUUAUCACGCUUUCAAUUAUUAAUUCAAAAAAUAGUGUAAUUAGAAAUUUUAUUCUCUCGUUCGAGAGCUUAUCGUACUAAAGCGGAAAUUCAAAAUUCUUUAUGUGAAUGAAAAAAUCAUAAAAUUCGAUGAAAAACUUGAAAUAAUUUGUGGAAAAAUAAAUGAAAAAAUGGUUGAUGCUUUUUCGCGGAUUUAUCUCGCUUCUGAAUGUCCGAUUCAACUGAAAGAUGUGUGUGUGUGUGACAAAAAUUCACGAAAUUUCAACACCAUUGGAAUUAAUUUGCAUUUAUUUUUCUACUGAAUAUCUCUGCUCGAUCCGAUCCGGCGUGCAAUUUCAAGCGAAAAUAAAAAUUGAUGAGCCUCUGGAAACUUCAUUAUCAAUAGUUUCACGUUUCAUGGGAAUCAGAAUUUGGCUUGUGGGAGUGGAAAAAGUGUACCGCUGCGAGUUGAAAAAACUUUGCGUGGGUUGUACAGAAAUUCCGGGCGAAUAAAAGCAGCAAGAGAAAUAUAUCGCAACGAAAUAUUUCACCGGAAUCGGCGAUGUGCGAUGAGACCGAUAUUUAGCUUUUAAGGACUCAUUUCAUUUUAUUGAACAUUCUAAUUGAACUCGAAUGACACACAACGAGUUUCGAUACACUUGAUAUUACUUUAUUAUUGUGCCCAUCAUGUAGAUGGCGAGAGAGGGAAAGAGAGAGAGAGAGAGAGAGAAAGAGAGAAAAUGAGAGAACGAAAAUGGAACGCGUAGAAGUGAUAAAACUGCUGUGACUCGUUUAAGAACGAGAACCUCGGGCUCGUGUACCCGAAGCCUCCCGUAGGAAUAACGUAACGUUGCGUACGACAUUUACAACCCAAUCCUAAUUACCUAUUUUUCAUUAUAAACUGUAAAAAAGAAAAUUGUUACGAAAACUUCUGAAAAAAAAAAAAAAAAAAAAAAACAAGUGAAAAAAAGAAAAUAACGGUGAACAAAAAUGUAUGUAGAUCGUCUUGCGAACGUUCAAUCGUCAAAUUUUUCGCCAAAACAUUAUUUAUUGUCUUCGUUAUUCAGAGAAAAAAAUAAGUGCGAAAAAAAAACAAACAAAAAAUACGAAUUGUCCGAUGGUUCAUGGAUUAUUGUUGAAAACGAAUAUUUAUAAUUGAAAUAUUUGUCGUCAUGGGCGGCAAAUUAUUCUGGUAUUUUCCAAUGGAAUCUCCACGUACUUUCCUUCCUUAUAAAUAUAUGUAUAUAUAUUUAUAUCUGUAAAUAUAUAUAUAUGCACCAUAUAAUCCCUCAUUUUUAGUCAUCUAAUACGACCAAUCGUUACAUUUUUUUCUCUUAUCGAUUAAAAGAUGAUCGAACUAAUGAAAAGAAAAGAAAUAAAAAAAAGAAACCUGUAAAGUUUAUUUAAUUUUACGAUAAUAAAGCACUUUGGGGAAUAGAGCAUCA
Molecule: messenger RNA, 11487 nt
Organism: Venturia canescens
Lineage: Eukaryota; Metazoa; Arthropoda; Insecta; Hymenoptera; Ichneumonidae
Gene: rdgA
Product: retinal degeneration A
Exons: 12
Coding region: 1266-5654 (1462 amino acids)
Biological process (GO): diacylglycerol metabolic process; lipid phosphorylation; intracellular signal transduction
Molecular function (GO): ATP-dependent diacylglycerol kinase activity; protein binding
Source: RefSeq, a predicted model, not a curated record